CUUGAACUGUUUAUAUGAAGAGGAGUACACAUACAUAUAUAUAUAUAUAUAAGGAGAUGAUGUAACCGGUGGAGAAUUUUCAGUUGUAUUUAUCUUUUCAAUAUUUACUUGAGACAAUGUUAUUUCAACCAACAUUUAACACUCAGAAUAAUAAUACUAUUCGUGAUAAUAUUAUUAAUAGUACACUAAAUUAUAACUCAUAUUGUUUCAAUUCACAACUAAAAAGUUUUCCAGACCAAAAUAGUACCCCAUUAACUUAUGAUAUAGCUUUAUCAUCUACAAAUCAAUAUACAUCUACACCGAUCAAUUUUCAUUUGAAUAGAACAGAUGAUUUCUCUAUUAGACCAACAUAUUCUUCAUCUACUUCCCCUAUUAUAAACAAAUAUGAUAUUGAUGAAAUUUUAAAUAAACCUUCAUUGAACUCAUUGCAAUCUAGUUCAGAUGAUUCGAUUAUUUCUACUACCGCUACUACUACUACUACUAUUACUGCUCAUACUACUACUACUACUAAUAUUAUUGAAAACAAAACAAAUACAUCAACAACGCAUUUCAUUGAUAAACUUAAUAACUUCCCUAAUGAAAACGCAAUUUAUCCUCAAAUCAAUUUACAAGAUGAAAUUGGUCAAGUUUUAUCAUCAUUAUCAUCAUCGUCAAAGACAGAAUUAGCCACAACAACUACAACUACAACAACAACAACAGCAUCAACUGUACACUUAACAAAAACCACUAAUCAAAAUUCAAUAAUAGAAGAUUAUUUUUUCAACAAUUUUAAUUCAUCAGAUAUUUCAUUAUUUUGGCUACCAUAUUUAAAUAAUAUUUUUAAUAUGUAUUCAUCUUCAUUGAUCAAUCCAUCUCAAAUGGCACAUUUUAAUCAGACAACUAUCAAUUGGCCUCUAUGGAGAAGUCUUUUAAGAUAUUUAAUAUUAAAUGAAAAUGGUCAUAAACAGUUUGAUGAUGAUACUACAUCAAUGUUUUCUUUACCUUACUUUUUAUCAACUCCUACUUCUAUGACAACACCAGUAAAUAAUGUGAAUAAUUUCAAUUCCGUGUAUUUAUGUAAUUGGGAUCAUUUAAUGGAUUUCUCAUAUGUACCCGAUCAAAAUGUCACAUCAAUUCAAACAACACCAUUAAAUCUUGCUAUGAAAUUGAAUUCAUCAGACUAUAACACUACUGUCUCUACUAAUAGCGUGACUACUAUUACUACUACUACUACUACGACGACGACGACGACUACUACUACAUCUACUGUUAAUACUCCUAUUAAUUAUUCACCGAAUGGACUAAAUUUUACCAAUACUCAAAAAGUGUUAAUUACGCAAUCACAUAGAACAAAAAGUUCACUUCAAGCAUAUGAAAUGAUCAAUGAAAACAAAAAUAUUUUCACAAGAUCGAAAACUGAACCCACAUCAACAACAUUAUCAAUGAAUAUUAAAAAAUCAAUUUAUAAAUGUUCACAUUGUGGUCGAGGAUUCAGUAAAGCAUAUAAUAGAACAAUACAUGAACGUACUCAUACAGAUGAACGUCCAUUCGGUUGUGAUGUUUGUUCAAGACGAUUCAGACGAAAAGAUCAUUUAAGAGAUCACAGGUAACUGAAUAAUUCAUAUACGUUUUUUCUGGAAAUGACAGUUAUUAGAGUGAUGUUAAAAUAUUGGUCAGUCAAAUCCCUAGCUUAGAUAAGAACUUUGUUUGAAUAUGCAUGAAUUCAUACAUACGUGUUUUUUUUUUUUUUGGAAGAACUGAUUAAAAUCACUCAUCAGUUUAUGUAUAUAUAACUAUCAACCUUUGACUUGGUAGUCUGAAAUAACUCAGUCAGUUACAGCGUAGGAUCAGGCACAUAUAUGCAUCGAUCCAAGUUACCAUAUCUUGUUAGCACAACAAGACGAACACCGGAUUCAUAGAAGCAAUUAACUCAUUGGUGUAAUAUAUAAAGGAAAGAUUUUAUGUAAAGAUAUAGUACAAAAAGAAAGAAUUAGUUCGUAGAAAGAAUGAUAUGAAGCGAUUUUAAUCUCAUCGUUUGAGGGAAGAUAGAGUGUGUAUACACCUAAGCCAUUGUGAUCGACUCUGAGCCAUGUCACCCAGGGUCUGCAACCAUUGGUUAUGAUAGUCACGC
Messenger RNA from Schistosoma spindalis, 2110 nucleotides. NCBI's taxonomy places the organism in Eukaryota, Metazoa, Platyhelminthes, Trematoda, Strigeidida, Schistosomatidae. The record is from the annotation of a GenBank genome assembly.